Messenger RNA from Vicugna pacos (alpaca), 1361 nucleotides. The record is from RefSeq and is a predicted model, not a curated record. NCBI's taxonomy places the organism in Eukaryota, Metazoa, Chordata, Mammalia, Artiodactyla, Camelidae.
UCAAAAGUCCAAAGGGUAAAAGGCAGGAGUUAUAUAAAAAAGUCUCUCAAGCAACAGCCUCUUUCUGACUUGUCUCAGCUCAUAGGGCCUCCAGGAUCAUGGCCUACAAAAUGCUUCAAGUGGCCCUGUGUUCAACAUUGCUAAUAGGAGCACUGGGAGCACCAUUUUUAUUGGAGGACCCAGCAAACCAGUUCCUACGUCUCAAAAGACACAUAUAUUUGCAGGAUUACUGGGACCCAGAUCACAGUCCGAAUAUGUGGGGAAAAACACUGGCUGAUCAGGCUCGUGAAACAUGGACUGCUUUGAAAACAACAGCACAGCAUUAUCUGAAUGUGAAUAUUUUCACCUUUGAUACAUCUACUGCCCAGUAAAUGUGCUUUGCUGGUUAAACCAGGAUAGCAAGAAUAGUGGGAGUCAAAAAGUGAUGCUGUGCCCAAACCACCAGCUUUGGAGACCUGGGAGCAAAUCCAUGCCAUUUACCAGAUUAUUUAUUAUGUCUGCUUCAUGGACCUGUUGAAAGGAGUAAAUAUGAAAAUCCAUGUAGAGGCCUAGAAUUAGAAGUUCUCAAUAAAUGGUAACUUUUAAAAUGAGAACUAGAAUAAAGACUGAAGAAUAACAUUUACAAAAAAGGGGGCUCUUGGGGAAAAGGAAAUAAGAAACAAAAAAGUAGUGUUAUUAAAAUUCUCUAUCCAAAAAGAAAAAAAAAACUGUUGUAGCUCUUGCUUUCUAUUGCUUCUUCUUUGAGAAAACGAGUAGACUUUUUAAUUCAAGGAAGGAAAAGUGUUCUCUCAAAUGGAGCUAGUCCUCUCCUCUUUUCUUCAGUACUUAUCACUUCCUAAAGCCCGUCUAUUCUAAGAACAUAUUUUUGAAACUUUUUUUAUCAGAGCGUACUGCUGCAGGCAAUAGAGAAUAAAAUCUUAACUCAUAAUGGGGAGCAGAUGACGAUUAGGAAGCCCCUUAUCUAUAAGUCUUCCUUAUAAAGUUUGAAAUUUUGUGCAAGUCUUGCAUUCUGAUCCAUAAUAUGUUUAUGUUUGUUUCAAUAUGAAAUAACAGUUUUAAAGAAAUCUCACACUCAUUAUCAGUCACUCCCCAUUCCCCCAUGCCCCAGCCCCUAGUAAUCAGUAAUAAAUUUUUCAUAGCUAUAAAAGUAAGAAAGAAAGAAAGAAAGAAAGAAAGAAAGAAAGAAAGAAAGAAAGAAAGAAAGAAAGAAAGAAAGAAAGAAAGAAAGAAAGAAAGAAAGAAAGAAAGAAAGAAAGAAAUGAAGGAAGGAAGGAAGAAGAAGAAAGAAAGAGAGAAAGGAACAUUUUUAACCUACUGGUCAGGUUCUUUUAUUAAUCUUUCCAAUAAAACUGAAAAAUUAA